CCUUGGAAAUGUCUUAAUCUCCACGUGACAAGAUCAGUCACGUCGGCAGAGACAGCUACAGUAUAAGAGCACAGGUGUCGAGCAAACAGUUGAAGCAGAGCUCACUCAGUCUGAAACAUACUUUACCUGCACAGGACUCUAUAUAGUCUCAAACUGUGUCUCCGUCCACAUCCCUCUGUCAUCAUGUUGGUAGAUGAAGAACUGGAGUGUGUGGUGUGCUGCUAUGAGUACUCCCGCAGCGACCGGGUCCCUCGGGUCCUUCACUGCAGUCACACCUUCUGUGCUCCCUGCUUGGAGAAACUGUCUAAGAACGACGGCAUUGUCCGCACAGUCUCCUGCCCUCUGUGUCGCUGGGUCACCUGCACCAGAUCCAGCCUGACCCUGCCUGGGGCCCUGUGGGUCAACACUGAGAUCUGGGACCAGAUCGCACAGAAUCAACAGAUGAGUGAGGAUUUAAAUAACACGCAGACCCAAUUCAUCAACACAUCACACCUUGAUUGCAGACGGUCUGGUUUUAUGUCCGCAUUCCAAAAAAUGUUCAGCUGUGUGCCGCUGCAUGGACAAGUGCAAGACUUCUGCUGACAGUUCACCUUCACAAGAUCUUAUUUUCUCACCUUUUUUUUUUUUUACUGAAUCAGCAGUGUUUAAUGGACUGAUAUCCUGAGGAGCAUUGCAUCCAGGGAAAGUUGGUGUCCCUGCGAGGAGCAAUGGCCUUCAAAGCCUCCUGUGAAGAUUUGUGAGUGUUCAAUUUGUUUAUGAUUGUAUUUUUCUCAAAGCACUGCAUCAACCAAAAAGCCUGAUCUGUGAAUUUGUUGUAAAUAUGUUCUUGUAUUUUUGGUGUAGUCGUCAUUACAAUAAGAGUAUCUGUGAAUUAGCAACAAACCUAUUCAGGCUUCAGUGUGAGUUUGAAGCUAAGCCUUAUUUAAAGCAUGUGACAUGUGGGUUGUUCUUUUUUUAUAAUGUAUUGUGAAAUUGAGAUUUUUUUACAUUUUCAUAUAUGACUAAAUCAUACUUAUUGUGUUUUGAAUCUUCUGUUAAAAUUAAAGGAUCUUUAGUUUUUUCACUGUGUGCAUUGACAACAUUAAGGAUAGUAAAUCUCACAGUUCCUGAGCACAAGAUCUUUUUAAAAAGAAUUAAACUGUAAAAACUGAAGAAAGUGUUGAUUGAACACACAUUUGUACAUAUACCAUGUUUACUUCGAGACUCGUGAUGUUGAAGAUUAAUAUUAUCAUCACCAGACAUUUGAAGCAUUUUUGAAUAAAAGCUAUUUAAAAGUA
Molecule: messenger RNA, 1277 nt
Organism: Labrus mixtus (cuckoo wrasse)
Lineage: Eukaryota; Metazoa; Chordata; Actinopteri; Labriformes; Labridae
Product: RING finger protein 208-like
Exons: 4
Coding region: 184-582 (132 amino acids)
Biological process (GO): protein ubiquitination
Molecular function (GO): ubiquitin protein ligase activity
Source: RefSeq, a predicted model, not a curated record